This is a messenger RNA of Dendronephthya gigantea, 828 nucleotides long. RefSeq names its product EGF-like repeat and discoidin I-like domain-containing protein 3. The record is from RefSeq and is a predicted model, not a curated record. NCBI's taxonomy places the organism in Eukaryota, Metazoa, Cnidaria, Anthozoa, Malacalcyonacea, Nephtheidae. The transcript has 6 exons. Gene Ontology annotation, molecular function: calcium ion binding. The annotation marks the transcript as partial.
AUGCUUGUAGCAGCCACCUUGAGCUUGCUGUUGCUUGAUAUUGGAAACGUUUUUGCAAACCAAUGCUUUCCACGAAGUUACAUAAUCAUAAAAGACAACGAGGAAUGUGCGGAGGGUGAUCCAUGUGGUUUCAAUACGAACUGUACAAACACUGAUGGUUCUUACACGUGCGAGUGUCUAUCUGGGUAUGAAGGGAAUGGAACAAAUUGCACAGACAUCGAUGAAUGUGCGGAGGGUGAUCCAUGUGGUUUAAAUACGAAUUGUACGAACACUAAUGGUUCUUACACGUGCGAGUGUUUAUCUGGUUAUGAAGGGAAUGGAACAAAUUGCACAGAUAUCAACGAAUGCGAAACAAUUGCUCCGUGUCAUUCAAAUGCAACUUGCACAAACGCGGAUGGAUCAUACUACUGCGCUUGCAAAGCAAACUACAGUGGAGAUGGCUUCUUUUGUGAAGCGUGUGAAAUGGCUCUCGGGAUGGAAAAUGGUAAUAUUAAUGAUGAACAAAUCACAGCAUCAAGUGAACAUGAUAUAAAUCAUCGCGCGGCUAAUGGAAGAUUGAAUUUUACCCCACGAGAUGGAAGAAAAGGUGCAUGGGCAUCAGGGAAAAUUGAUCUUCAUCAGUGGCUUCAGGUUGAUUUCCAAAGAUCUACUCUGGUCACAGGAAUCAGUACGCAAGGACGCAACAACAACAACGACAAUCAGUUUGUUAAGAGUUACACCGUUUCUUUCAGCCAAAAUGGGGAAUUUUUUCAUAAUUACAAACAGAAAGAAGCCGUCAAGCGCUCUUUACACACACAAGGAUGGCGUCGAUGAACAACAGAAACCUGG